ACGUCACGUCAUUCCAUGAUGGCUGAAGAUCCUGGCGGAACAUUUUUCAAUUUCUCUCUCAUUUUUCUUUCUUUCUCCCUACCUCCGCUUGCCAUAGAGACAUGGCAGGACUCACAGGCCCGUUAAGCGUCCACAGAUCAUUGGUGUCGACAUGCCCAAGAAAGGGAACCGAAAACGGCUGAAAUUUAGGGCCGGGGACGUUUGUUCGGAAUCAGUGACCGUUGCUGAUUAUGCUGAUGCCGACCCCGCCGUUGUGAAGUCAGGGAGGGUGAAAAAGGCUGUUGCAAAUGCAGUUGAAAAAGAAGUAAAAUUACUCUGCGGCCUGGAAGCAUCUCAGGGUGCUGUAGAGGAGGUCGUCUCGUCUGCAGCGAGUGUCAAGGUUGACGCUUUGGACAGCAGUGAUGACCUAGACCCUGAAGAAGAUGGAGAAAAUGAAACUAAAGUAUCCCGCAAGAAGAAAAACAAGAGGAGAAAGGAAAGCAGUGAGAGCAGUGAUGGGGGGGAGUAUCCAGUGGAUAUUUGGUUAAUGCUCGCCUCCUACAUUCGACCUGAGGAUGUCUGCAAAUUUGCUCUAAUCUGUAGGAAUGCCUGGACAGUCACAUGCACUGCAGCUUUUUGGACCAGGCUCUACAGAAGACAUUACAGGAUUGAUGCUGACCUGCCAUUUCGUCUCCAGCCUGACUCUAUUGACAGGAUGCGCUGUUUACGGGCCCGUGUGAUUCGUUCCCUUUUCCAUUUGUAUAAGCCGUUCGACUUGCGUGUCUCGAAGAUUCCUGCCUUGCCAGAAUCCACACCCACAACCUUGCUCAAUUCCAAGUGUUUACUGUUCUGGGUCAGAAAGGUGUCAGGGACUCGGCCAGAGGCAUUGUGGGAGUUCAACUUCAAGUUUAUAAAGCAGCAGGGACACAAGAAUGGUUGUGCCAAGUCCUUGCGCAUGCCGAGACAAUACGAAGAUGUCCACACAAACCCAGACUCUGACUGCUACGUGCUUCAGGUCACCACCCUCAACUUCAUUUUCACCCCUGUGGUCAUGGGCAUGACGCUGACCUUGUUCACAAUCAACGUUAGCACAGACAUGCGCCACCACCGCGUUCGUCUGCUGUUCCAGGACUCGCCGCUCCAGCGGGGGAAGAAGAGGGGGGAUCAGGGCGGGACUCAGGUGGUGUUGGAUCCCGUACACAGUGUGAGGCUCAUGGACUGGUGGCAUCCACAGUACCCCUCCUCACCCUACACAUAGGAGCUCCUCAGUUCCUACUACAGCAGAACGUCACACCAAGAACCCUGCUGUUAUCUCAUCCCACUCACCAAACACAAAUAUGAUAUUGGAUGCUUCUGCAGAACCCUGGUUUUUUGUACAUUCACAUUUCAAUUCAACAUUGUUAGAUGUUAAAGAAAGUUAACAUUGUCUGCCCCCCCCAACCUUGUACACCCCACUUCUAGUGUUAUUUAAACAUCAUAGCUCUUCCUGCAUUCGCACUGGAUGUAAAUCAUGUACUGUGACAGGGAUAGGGUUGUCUUUCUGAAAACAUGGAUUAGUAGGGCUGGGUAAUGUGGAAAGGGAAAAAAAAAAAGUCAUGAUAACCAGAAGAUCAUCUGAAAUCAGCCAAUGUUUUGGUAUCUGUUUAUAUAUGAAAAACUACAUCAGAAUGUUUAGUAUUUUCUCACUUUGGACAGCAAAGUAAUGGAAAGUCUAAUUGAAACUGUGAGUUUCAGAUGACAUUGUCAAGAAUUUUCAGAAAUUGUUUUGCAUAUCUCAGACAAAGUGCAUAAAGUUUCAUAAUACAGAAAAUACUGUGAUAUGAUCACAAUGAUAGUUGAUAGACAAUAAAUGUUGACGUAUUGCUCAGCCCUACAAACAUGGUAGAGAGGAAUAUGUACAUUUGGAGCUACCAGUUGCAUAAAAAGAUUCAUAGGUCAGCCCUUAUUUUUACAUAGACAACAUUGUUGCAUGUUGAACCUACACGAGUGACACAUUUCCUAGAAGGGUUUUUAAAACUUGUGGAUUAACAGGGUAGAACAUUUGUACUGUCCUCCCUUGGUUUGUUUUUAUGCUUACUUGAAAAGUUACUCUUGAUUUUGUGUUGGUUUGAAUUUGAGGAAGUUGCAUCAACGCAUUAUGAUUAUUCUUUCAAAACCAUGUUUUUUUUCACAAUGUAUUUAUUUCAAGGCAGCCUUAUUUACUAUUAUGUGGAUAUUAAUGACACUGCUCUAUACUGAAGGGGCCAAAGAGAUGAUUACCUCAGACGUCAUCCACUCAUCUGCUGAUUUGGGCAGUGUUUCUUUUCUUUCUUGGCUAAAAACAUCUCCUUGCGAGUGUCUCCAUGCCGACUAUAUGUGAGCCAUAUCCCCUACUGCCUCCUGUGGAAUCUCAGCCUCAACUUUGAAAGUCUCAAAGUGUUUGAAGUGGUUUGUCUUAUGAGUGUUGAAUGUGGGUAGAAUCAUACCAAUCACAUGCUUGAUUAAGAUGGGGAGAGAGCUACCAUUGACACUGAUACAUCCAUCCAUCAUACACAUUCAAAAUUAUUUAACCUGGAUUGAUUUGCACUUUUACAUAUAUUGUGAUCUAAAAAUACACAUUAGACUAACCACAUGCAGUUUACACUUCCAGAGGUAAAAAGAUAGUUGAUGACAGUACCCCAUAGCAGAAGACCGCUUAAUGUUCCGAUUAGCAGCAGUUGAUUGUUUUAGUGAGUGGUCUAGUUUUAUCAGACAAGAGGUGCAUUGAUAAAUAAUCUUACUGCACUGAAAUUAAAAACUGAAACUGCCCAUUC
Molecule: messenger RNA, 2771 nt
Organism: Siniperca chuatsi (mandarin fish)
Lineage: Eukaryota; Metazoa; Chordata; Actinopteri; Centrarchiformes; Sinipercidae
Gene: tmem183a
Product: transmembrane protein 183A
Exons: 8
Coding region: 152-1237 (361 amino acids)
Biological process (GO): regulation of protein stability
Cellular component (GO): SCF ubiquitin ligase complex
Molecular function (GO): protein binding
Source: RefSeq, a predicted model, not a curated record